AUGUUAUUCAAAUCGUUAAUUAGUUUAGCCAUUGCUUUAAAUUCAUUGAUAAUCCCAGUAUCAGCCACUUUCAAUCCUCAAUCAAAUUCAAAUGUGGCAGUUUAUUGGGGACAAAAUUCAGGUUUAUCACAAGUUGGUUUAGCCAACUAUUGUCAAGAUGAAUCUGUUGAUAUUGUGGUAUUAUCAUUCAUGGACGCCUUUCCAACUACAUUAGAUAUUAAUUUUGCUAAUGCUUGUGGAGGUGCAACUAAUUCUGAAGGAUUAUUAAUUUGUCCUCAAAUUGCUAGUGAUAUUCAAACUUGUCAAAAUUUAGGUGUUAAAGUAUUACUUUCAUUAGGUGGUGCCUCUGGUGCUUAUGGUUUUACAUCUGAUUCUCAAGCUACUGCUUUCGCCAGUACUUUAUGGGAUUUCUUUGGUAAUAGUCAAGUUCAAGCUCCAACCAAUAGACCAUUUGGAAGUGUGGUGGUUGAUGGGUUUGAUUUUGAUAUUGAAAAUAAUAAUCCAACUGGUUAUGCUGCUUUAGCAACUGAAUUAAGAACUAUUUUCGCUACUGAUACUUCUAAAGAUUAUUAUCUUUCUGCUGCUCCUCAAUGUCCUUAUCCUGAUGCUUCAGUUGGUGAUGCCUUAGCUAAUUCUGAUUUUGAUUUUGCUUUCAUUCAAUUUUAUAAUAAUUAUUGUAAUUUAGGAGGAUCAGAAUUCAAUUGGGAUACUUGGGUUAAUUUUGCUGAAAAUGUAUCUCCAAAUAAAGAUAUUAAACUUUAUGUUGGUUUACCUGCUAGUUCUACUGCUGCUGGUUCAGGAUAUAUUCCAUCUAGUGAAGUUUUAGAAAACCUUCUUGCUGCUGAUGUAUUCUCAAGUCCUUACUUAGGUGGUAUCUCAUUAUGGGAUGCUUCUCAAGCUUGGAAUAAUGUGGUUGAUGGUGAAAAUUUUGCUGAUCAAAUGAAAGAAAUCUUAGUUGAUAAUGUUCCAGCUGAAGUUGGAACUACUAGUAGUACUACAACUGUUAGUCCAACUACAACUAGUAUUGAAACUACUACUAGUAGUACUUCUACUACUAGUACUACCUCAACUACUUCAACCACACCAACUACUACUAGUACAACUAGUACAACACCAACUACAACCAGUACUACUACUACUUCAACAACUUCAACUACCCCAACCACUACUAGUACCACCAGUACUACUUCAACAACUAGUGCUGAUACAACCACCACCAGUACUACCAGUACCGAAGAAGAUACCACUAGCUCCUCCAGUACUUUCCCAACUUUAGUUGUUACAACUGAAACCUCUAAUACUGCUACAACAGUAACCACAUACACACUUCCAGCUACUACAAAUUACGAAGAAGCUCCAUUUACAUCAACCAGUAUUGUAACUGCUGCUCCUUCUACUAAAUAUAUAGUAGCAACUGUAAGUGCUAAACCAUGGUGGUGGUUUUAA
Molecule: messenger RNA, 1446 nt
Organism: Scheffersomyces coipomensis
Lineage: Eukaryota; Fungi; Ascomycota; Pichiomycetes; Serinales; Debaryomycetaceae
Gene: CHT3
Product: Cht3p
Exons: 1
Coding region: 1-1446 (481 amino acids)
Biological process (GO): carbohydrate metabolic process
Cellular component (GO): extracellular region
Molecular function (GO): chitinase activity
Source: RefSeq, a predicted model, not a curated record